This is a messenger RNA of Aureobasidium pullulans EXF-150, 2025 nucleotides long. RefSeq names its product NAD(P)-binding protein. The transcript has 4 exons. Lineage: Eukaryota; Fungi; Ascomycota; Dothideomycetes; Dothideales; Saccotheciaceae. The record is from RefSeq and is a predicted model, not a curated record. Gene Ontology annotation, molecular function: oxidoreductase activity, acting on the CH-OH group of donors, NAD or NADP as acceptor; methyltransferase activity. Gene Ontology annotation, biological process: methylation. Bases 1 to 2025 code for a protein of 674 amino acids.
AUGACGACCUCUCCUGCAGACUUGAUCUUCAUCACCGGAUCUACCGGAUUUAUUGGCUCGCAAGUGACUGUUCUAGCCCUCGAAGCCGGCUAUCGAGUGCGACUCAGCGUUCGUAAAGAACAGCAGAUCCAGAAGCUCAAGCAGCUUUUCCACCAGUUCGUAUCGAAUAUCGACUUCGUGGUGGUCCCUGACAUUACGUCUCCCGGAGCUUUCGACAGCGUACUGGAUGGUGUCCGCUACGUCUUUCACUUGGCUUCGCCAAUGCCGGGAAAGGGCGCGGAUUUCCGCAGUGAAUACGCUGAACCUGCCGUAAGAGGGACGGAGACGAUGUUGUCUUCUGCGGACAGGGCGAAUAGCGUGGAGAAGGUCGUUAUAAUGUCCUCCGUCUUGGCUUUGAUGCCAUUAGGUGCGCUUGGGGCCAAAGAAGGCAUCUUCAAUGAAUCUCCCAAAACAGACCUGUCCAUAGAUCUGGACAUGGAAUUCCCUGCAGGUCCAGAGGGUUCAGGUGCGAUGUAUCAAGCAUCGAAGAUCCUGGCACAUCAAGCCACCCACGCUUUUAACAAGACGCACAAGCCCCAUUAUACCCUCGUCACUCUUCACCCAUCAUUUGUUCUUGGUCGCAGCCUGGUUCAACACUCUGCUGAGGAAAUUGACGGUAUCAACGCCUUUCUGUGGCAGUCACUCCAGCUUGAAACUCCUUUCUUCCCACCGGCCUGGGUUCAUGUCAAGGAUGUCGCAGAGGCCCACUUGAAGAUUUUAGAGCUGGAUAUAGCGACUGGUGAAGAGUUCGUGCUUUCUGGUCACCCUUUUACCUGGGAUGAUGUCGCUACGUUUGUUAGGGAAAAGUAUCCCGAGGUGAACACCAAACUGCAAGGGCCGUUCGACCCAAGCAUUACUGUCGAUUCGAGCAAAGCACAAAAGACGCUCGGAUUCAAGUGGAGAACGAUGGAAGAUAUGCUGGUCGAUGUAUAUGAAUCGACUGCUGCGUCCGCAGAGGAGAUCCGAGUUUACCUGUCAAGAGAUCCAGAAUAUCGCAGACUGGACGAACUGCAGCAGAAGGGUUGGAGCAAUCCAGCGGGCGACCAUUUCUUUGCAGAGAGGCGCUACAAGUCCGACAACGCGAGUAAAGCAGUUCAGAGGAGUCUUCUUGGGAUGAUGAUCAAUAUUGGACGUGACCUUCAAGGCAAAAUUGGCGCUUUUGAUCUACCCAGCAACGGCGACCGCCCGGUGAUAUUGGACCUUUGCAUGGCCCCUGGUGGAUUAGUCACGUUCGCAUUGGAAGUCAACAAGUCUGCAAAAGUGGACGCAUUCAGUCUGCCUUCGGUCAAAGGAGGUCACAACGUCAUGAUCAACUAUGGGCCACAAGACGAGCGGGUCAAAGUGAAAUUCAUGGACAUCACCAUGUUUGCAGAGGAGUUUGGAUCUCCUGUCGACAACAAGCACCAUCUGGACUGGACGAGCUUGAGACAAAAGUGGCCAUAUCAUACUCCUCACUACGAUCUAGUCAUCUGCGAUGGCGUUCCUAUGCGUGGUCAGAAUCUCGACGACAAUGCCAUCAGUGUACAGCCCAUGCGGCUCACCUGUGCUGAGUUGUAUCUCGGACUGAAGAAAAUCCGACGUGGCGGAACCUUGAUCGUGCUUCUACACAGAAUCAACAAUGUCAGGACAUUCCGGAUCAUCAAAAUGCUGCAUGGAUUCAGCUCCGUUCAGGUCUUCAAACCCACCAAAUCUCAUGCAAUCAGAUCUUCGUUCUAUCUGGUAGCCAAGAACGUUCAAUCUGACUCUUCAGCUUGCCUGAGAGCUAUGAAUCUGUUCAAAACCGUCUGGGAAUAUGCUACCUUCGAGAACACCAGCCAAGAGACGUUCAGGUUGUGUACUGAGCUUACUUUAAAGGAGCAGUCAUUGUCGACUGAACUUGAGGAGUUUGGCCCAUGGUAUACCGAGCUGGCUCGUCCGGUCUGGAGGACACAGGCGGAUGCUUUGGCUGUUGCGUCUUUCACCCAGAAUCACGAUGCUGCCUCUUAG